Gadus macrocephalus (Pacific cod) is the source of this 1889-nucleotide messenger RNA. RefSeq names its product methyltransferase like 17 (gene mettl17). Gene Ontology annotation, molecular function: methyltransferase activity; structural constituent of ribosome. Gene Ontology annotation, biological process: translation. Gene Ontology annotation, cellular component: mitochondrial small ribosomal subunit. The coding region runs from base 385 to 1752 and encodes 455 amino acids. The record is from RefSeq and is a predicted model, not a curated record. NCBI's taxonomy places the organism in Eukaryota, Metazoa, Chordata, Actinopteri, Gadiformes, Gadidae. The transcript is spliced from 14 exons.
UCCACCGUGGGAGGUCGCUGCUGUAGCUUGUUCUAAUUUGAAGUACAUGAAGAAGAUAUGUUUUUUUCAGUAAAGGGGUGUACACACCAAAAGUUCCUCAACAACUGAACAAUUUUAAAUAAUACGUUUAGCUCAAAGAUUAUUUGAAAUAAGUAGCCAAAAAUCACGAAAGUCCUCCGUUUGUUUCCCAUGUUGCCAUCAGCAUCGCCCUCGCCAAACGUUCCGCCUCGCGUAGUAGUCGGAUUUAUUUUGGAGUCGUACCGUAUAUGACCCAAUGGUGCACAUGGAGGUGGACAUGAAUGGAUUAUGAAGUCGUGCAAUAUUUAUUUGUGCCAUAGUUAAGGGUCGAAGAGCAGGCUAAUUUAUAUAAUAACAGUUUGUAAUAUGGCGUCUACCACUCAUGUGGCCAUCGUCAUAUGUCAAAAGACAUCAGCCUUGAGGAUCAUAUGCCGGAGAAUGUCUUCAGCAGUACAUCCUCAAACGCAAGUAGACUUUCUGAAUGGAGUGCCUCAUAGGAAGCACCCAGGUGUAACCAACUUGAAAACACUACGCUUACCCGAGCAACUGCAAAGGGCCGCACAAUCAAUUGUUCUUGGUGCUCAGAUCAAAGGACUGUCCGAUCGAGCUCAGAGUCUCACACAGUAUCUGUGGAGCAGGAAAAGGCCAGUGGAGGACUUGAACCUGAGGAAGAGAGCCAAAAGCCUGGAGAAGCUUGUCUUGGAGAACGCAAAGGAGAGGAGAGAAGCUUAUGACGGUGAUUACGUUAAGAUGAAAGUGCUGUCUGAACUCAAAAGGACAACAUACAACUGGACCCCUGUGAGGUUUGAUGAAGACCUGGGCGUGGUGUACAUGGCCGCCCGGCUGGCCGGUGGCUACACCGCAGUGAGGAGAGCCCUUAACGAGAUAUUGGUCAGGGACCCUUCCUUCGCCCCUCAUUCUCUCUUGGAUUUCGGCUCGGGGUUGGGCACAGCGGUCUGGGCAUCACACUCAUGUUGGGGUGACACUUUGAAGGAGAUGGUGUGUGUGGACAGCUCCGGGCCGAUGAACGUUCUGGCAGAGCGGCUUCUCAAAGAUGACGACGACAAAGCUGCGCCUCACAUCAAGCAGGUGUAUUUCAGACAGUUUCUCCCCGUGUCGCCGAAGGUGCAGUUUGACCUGGUAGUUGGAGCCUUCUCACUGUCUGAAUUAGCCAGUCAGAAGGAGCGAGUAGAGACUCUGUUGACUCUGUGGAGGAAGACCAGCUCCUAUCUUGUGCUGGUUGAAAAUGGGACCAAAGAGGGCCAUCAGAUCCUCAUGGAAGCCAGAGACACCUUGCUCAAGACACAGGAACAGACGUCCUUGGACUCCAGAACAGCAUCUGUGUUUGCUCCGUGUCCCCAUGAAAUGACAUGUCCCAAGCUGGCCCGCUUUCCCGCUGUGCCCUGCAACUUCCACCAACACUACCACCCUCUCCCUCUCCCAGGGAGUCCGGUGCGUCAGACGGAGACCUUCAGUUACGUGGUGCUGUCGCGGUCGGAUCCGAAAGAGGCAGCGGCCGGGCCGCGCUGGGCCCGGUUGGUGGCGCCGGUGUUGCGACGGCCCAGACACGUGCACUGCCACACGUGCAGCCCGGACGGACAGCUCCACCACACGGUGGUGACGCGAAAGAAACACGGCCGCGAUGUGUACCGCUGUGCCCGGAGCAGUGAUUGGGGAGAUCAGCUGCCAAUCAUUCAGCAAGAAGAGGCGGGUCCUCUGAGUGACUCAGAGUGACCAAGCGGGAAGAAAGAACAUGACAACAAUGUGGGAUGCAAUAAACUUUUAUUUAUCCCAUUACAUAAAAACACCUAUGUCCACUGCCAAAAUGUUGCUUAAAUGUAUUCGCUAGAUAAAGGACUUUCUGAACUACA